Biomphalaria glabrata is the source of this 6645-nucleotide messenger RNA. Its product is annotated as fasciclin-1-like. Lineage: Eukaryota; Metazoa; Mollusca; Gastropoda; Planorbidae. The record is from RefSeq and is a predicted model, not a curated record. Gene Ontology annotation, biological process: extracellular matrix organization; cell adhesion. The coding region runs from base 53 to 2218 and encodes 721 amino acids. Gene Ontology annotation, cellular component: extracellular matrix. Gene Ontology annotation, molecular function: cell adhesion molecule binding. The transcript is spliced from 14 exons.
ACCUGGGCUGGGUGACAACAAAGUUGACAGAUGAGCGUUUACCUUUCCUAAAAUGGCGACGCUCUUUUAUUUCCUAUCGUUGUCAGCGACAGUUUCAACUGUUUACGGGCAAGCGGUAAACCAGGGAAACACUGCAUUUGACGCACUGGAUGGUUUAGGGUGUUCCCAGUUCAAAGCAAUCAUCCAAGAAGCCUAUCUGGAACAAACAUUUCAAAGUGCUCAAGCUUUGACUCUAUUUGUUUUCAAUGACACAGCCUACUCUCUACUGCCUCCAUCCAGACUUCUAAGUUUGUAUGACAAGCAAUCAGCUAAUAACUUGGGGGCGAAAGAGUAUGUCUACUCUUUUACAUUGCCAUUGGCCAUGGAGACAUCAGCAUUCAGUGAUGCAGCUCCAAUGAGAACAUACUCUGUUAGAAACAGGAAAGCAUUUCUAAACAAGAAAGAACUUCGUAUAGGGAAUGUUGCCAGUGGCAUACCUGGACCUACAAAAUACUUCAUCAAUGGCGCCAUGUUGAUAAAACCAAACAUUCAAGCUGGGAUGCAUAUUAUUCAUGUCAUUAAUCAAGUCCUGGACACGCCUUUGGAAGAUAAUGCCAUAGCCUAUGUGACAGGAUACAACCCUUCUAAAUUACAGUUUAUGUUUUAUACUAAAAUCAUGGAAAUUCUUCAGAGAUCAGCUCAAGAAGAUGGAGAGUACAAUUAUAACAGACAGGUUGUGGAGGUUCUGAAUAGUCCACAAGUGACUUUCUUCAUUCCAUCUGAUGAAGCACUCAACAUGAUCCCAGUGCAAAAACUGAGCGAACUACAAGGAAACUUGAAGUUAAUGCUGGAUAUUGUCACACUUCACAUCAUCCCAAACCAAGUCUUGUACACAUCCUUAGUCAAUCACAAUGAACGUUUCAAUACCCAGUUCAAUUCUGGGGCUGUGGUCUUCAGGAAAAACUUUAAUAGAGAAGCAGUAUAUGUGACUGGUCAGCUUAAGGGAGGUCGUACUGUAACUGCUAAACUGAAUCCUGCCAACAUAACAGUGAUGAAUGGUGUAGUCCAUCAGAUUGAUAACAUUUUGGGAUUUGUUUACAAGACAGCUAUAGAGGAGAUCUCCAUUGAUCCUCUUACACAAAAUUUUGAGCAGCUGAUUUAUGCUGCCAGAAAAGAUCUACAGAACUACUUGACAGCUACAAACGGUGUUACAGUGUUUGCUCCAACCAAUGCAGCCAUGUUUGCUGUAGCCAAUGUCUACCAAAAUUACAUAAACAAUCAAUCACUUAUUAAUAUGGUUUUAGAAAUGAGUCUUCUCCAACAAGGUCAAUAUUUCAACCUAAUGGAUUACAAUGGAGGCUAUGAGUCUUACAAAACAGCUGUGUCUAGAUACAAUGGUCGGCUUAUCAAAGUCUACAGUGAAGGAAAUGACACCUGGGUUGAAGGAGGCUAUGUGAAGGCUCGUGUCCUCAAACCAGAUAUUGGAGUGACCAAUGGAGUUGUACAUCAGAUUGAUGCUGUCUUUGGUAUCCCAGUUCGUGACAUUCCAUACACAAUUUUUUGUGAAGACUGGCUUGUGCCUACAUAUAUUCAACUUCAGUAUCUUGGACUAGACAAGUACAUGAGAGACCCAACUCUAACAAAAAAUUUAGAAUGCGUUUUUAGUGCCAGUGCUGCAGCUGGGAGCAAGCCACCUUCCAGUGGCACUUGGAUCACUAAUCCCAAUAGCAAUACAAAUAACAAUAACUAUGUUGUACCUUGUGGUGAAGGUUUACUCAGAUGUGAGUUCACAUAUUUUGUGCCCAAUGGAACAGCUAUUGAAAACUUUGCACUGACUCCUUAUGGAAGACAAGUGAUGAAUGAUCCUCAACGUUGGAGAUGGCUAAUGAGAAGAUUGAUGACUUACAGAGAGAAGAUUUACAUUGACCAACUUGCAGUGGGAGCUCCAAGAAGUUUUUAUGCCGAUAAUGGAGAAGAACUAAUUGUUCAACUUGACUCUCGAAGUAAUAUUCCCAGUGGACAGAGAACUGCCUAUAUCAUGUUUCAAGGUAUCAGGGCUCAGGUAGUUCACUCUGACAUUGGUGCCACUAAUGGAGUCAUCCACAUCAUCAGUUCACUGCUGUUUGUACCAGAGGACUUGGCCCGAGAUGUAAGUGGGGCUUCAACAGUUUGUGUCUCAUUUGUAGAUGUUUUAAUCCUGACAUUAAUGGGUCUAAUUUAUUCUGUUACAUUGUUAUAGUAAUUUAUUAAUGAAUAAUACUUCUGAUCUGUAGCAAAUACAUUGCUAUUGUCUACCACCUCAAAGUCUUUAUGUAAAUAAUUAUUUUUUUUGUAAAAUUAUUUUUUGCUUAAUAUUCUUUCUAUCUGUAAAUGCUCAAAUGGAUUUUUUAUUUUUUUUUUUUUGUUUCUUUGUUGUCUGUCUGUCUGGUAAAAAAGUUGUUCUUUUUUAAAAUUUAAUUUGAUGGUUAGUGAAGAGCUCAAAUUCUAAAGAGCAGUAGUUCUCCCAUUUUAAAACUUAAGGGACCACUCAAAUAAUUUGUGUCCAGACUGUUGACCACUAUUUAAAUUUAUUUUUUAGCUCAGUUUCACUUAUUGGGGGCAGCUUAAGAAAUGCUGUUAAGGUCUGUUUCAUGUCACUAAUAAAUUUCCAAUUAGCUUCGUCACAAGGCCAAUGCAUUAAUCUGCUUACUAAAGAUGUGAGUUCUUACAUAGCAAAGAUCUGUAUAUAGUUUAGAAGAGAAGGUAUAAGUGACAGUUGAAGACAUUUUAGAUUCUCUUAGACUAACAUUUUUCAUUUGGUUUUUAAAACCUGUGACCAAUAAUAGUGUGCCAAGCUUUUAACUGAGCCCUUUCAUUUUAAUUAUACAGUGUCUCAUUGCUUUGUAUGUUUCUUGUGUGUGAUUUUGUAUAUAGUAAAGUUGUAAAGUUUCCCCAUUCAGACCUUGUGAUCUAUGGGUGAGAUGAUGUUAAGGUCACCUGUUUCUUUGGCCAAAGGUUAAAGAGAAGGGUGUCAUGUGGCCAGCACAAUGACCUACCGCCUUUACUGUACCCAACUAAAGUCAGGUACCCAUUAGAGUUGGGUGGACUUAGGGGUGCCCUAAAAAUCCUGAAAUUUAAAAUCCUAGUCUUCACUGAGAUUUGAAUCCAGGACCCCCAGAUUUGGAACCCUAGCGCUUAACCCCUUGACCACAGCGUUCUGUGCUUUUGUACAUACUUUCUUUGAGUGUUCUUUGGUUUUGUAAUUUGUUUUUUUUUUUUUGCUUAAAAAGAAAACCAAAUGAUGAUUUCCAAUGCCCAAUUGGAUCACAUUGAACUGAAGAUGUUUUAGUUACUCUCACACUGUAUCAAACUGACUUGCAGAAAUGUGUUUUUAUUAUGUUAACCCUCACAUUCCAGUUGUAUCAAACUGACUUGCAGAAAUGUGCUUUUAGUAUGUUAACCCUCACAUUCCAGUUGUAUCAAACUGACUUGCAGAAAUGUGUUUUUAUUAUGUUAACCUUCACAUUCCAGUUGUAUCAAACUGACUUGCAGAAAUUUGCUUUUAGUAUGUUAACCCUCACAUUCCAGUUGUAUCAAACUGACUUGCAGAAAUGUGUUUUUAUUAUGUUAACCCUCACAUUCCAGUUGUAUCAAACUGACUUGCAGAAAUGUGCUUUUAGUAUGUUAACCCUCACAUUCCAGUUGUAUCAAACUGACUUGCAGAAAUGUGUUUUUAUUAUGUUAACCCUCACAUUCCAGUUGUAUCAAACUGACUUGCAGAAAUGUGCUUUUAGUAUGUUAACCCUCACAUUCCAGUUGUAUCAAACUGACUUGCAGAAAUGUGCUUUUAUUAUGUUAACCCUCACAUUCCAGUUGUAUUCAAGGUUCAAUUGUUACCAUCUCUGACAAAAGAUGUUGCAUUGUGAAUUCUUAAGUGGUUUUUGAACUUGAUGUAUAUAAUGUAGUGUAGACAAGCGUUAUAUUUUAUGUAUUUGUUUUUAAAGAAAACCCUUUGUGUUAAAUUUCAAUUGGCUUUCAGGAAAGUAAUGUGCCACAUUAAAAGUGCUAAAUAUUUAUCUUGCAAUAUUUUACAAAUGCACUGUGUCCACGCUUGAUCAGGAAACACAUUUUCAGCUUUCCCUGCAAGGUUCUGGUUUUGCUAAUAAGACUACUACCAUGUUCUAUUUACUAAUUAGAACUUGGAGAUUGUAAGAUAAUAUAAUUUAUUAUACCAUGAACUAGAUAGAGAUACAGUUAAUAUAUUUAUUUUAAACUGGUAAGAUAAUAUAAUUUAUUAUACCAUGAACUAGAUAGAGAUACAGUUAAUAUAUUUAUUUUAAACUGAAAGAUACAAUAGUAUCUAUUUGAAUGAUUGUGCAUUGUCAAAUAGCUGAUAAUAACAAUGUUUAGUAUUAUCUAGUUUAAAUAAUCUUUCUUAAUUUGGUUUGUCUAUUGCAUUAAAAUGAGGCUACUUUAUAUGUCCUUAUGUAUUCUUUGCAGUCAUUAAGACUUAAUGUUGUGUUGUCUGUUCUUUUUAUUGGAAUGACUGUACUUUGUUAAAUAGUUAAUAAUAAUCAUUUUACUUUAAGAUACAAUUUCUAAUCAUCUUUAUUGUUUGCUAAAAACAUCUGACAACCUUUCACCUUUUCUGAAUAUAUUUUUUAAGCAUUGUGUUUCAAUUAGGACUUAAGUUGGUCCAAAAACAAAAUGUCACCAGUUUAAAAAAAAAUUGAAAAUCAAACUGGAUAGCAGUCUAGUUGUGUGAUAAGGGCUCUAGAUAGCAGUCUAGUUGUGUGGUAAGGGCUCUAGAUUGUCAAUUACAGGACAGAACCUAAAUAAUUUUAGCAUUUACCAGUCUGAUAAAACAAGUCAUCCAUAAAUAUUAAUUUGAAUGUGAACUAUUCUUUGUUAUUGACAUGAACUUUUUUUUUAUCUUUCAAGUGUUAAAAAAAACUAUUCCAUUAUUUCAUGUAUUUCUUGACAACACCUUUUUUGGUUUAUUCAUUGUAUUAAGUAACAGACUUGUUGAUAGACUGCUCCAGUGUCCUCAUUUAUGUACCACAUUCCAUGUAGCAACGAAAGUAAAUGUAGGCAUACAUUUGCAGCACAUAUUUCAAAGAUAUCAGAAGUGAAUUAGUUUUGCCUACAAACUAUAAAGUUAUAACAAGUCACAUUUGGAUACCUCACAUUUUGGUUGGGACUUACAAGGAAUGUACUUUCAAAAGAUGUUCUUAGAAUUAUUUGGGACUUAAAAGGAUUGUCCUUUGAACAAAUGUUCUUUCUUUGAACAAAUGUUCUUAGAUUACAGAAAUGUUUAAGUUGUGUAACCCUAACUGUAAAGUAAUAUAAAUUAUGAAAUUUGUUAUACUUUCUUGCACGACAAAUGAAUGAAUAUUUGUGUACAAACCUGCUGUGUAUAUAAUGUUGUUUUUUUUAUAAUUUGUACAUACAUUUGAUUUUAAUGUACAAUAAUUGAUCAGCUAAAUUUUACAUUUGUUUUUGCCAGUAGUGUACAUUACAUACAAAUUAAAAAAAUGAUUUGUUCUUCCUUAUUACGGAAUGAAUUUGUUUUUCAACCUUGUAAAUGCAAUGAAUUGCUUUGUACAGCUUUGAUUUCAAAGCAUAAUGAAUGAAGAAACUAAUGUUAAACUAGAACACCAUGAAUUAGAUCUUACCUGUUUUUGUUGUCUAAAUCUUUGAUACCAUUUGUCUCUUUUUACAAUAACUUGCAUCUUUAUAGAGGAACAGGGAUGGUACCUGGACACGGAUAUGAAAAAAAAACUCUAUCGAUUUUCCUAGAAAUUUUAUAGUUGAUGUAUAUCGCUGAGAAAAGAAUUACUAGCUCAUUGGACACACUGGGAAAACUCUAUUUUGACCAUUAUAAUUUUUCAAAGUAAAAAAAAAAAUAGCCAAAUUAAAAUUUCUUUUUUAAUUUUAAUUUGGCUAGAGAACUAGGUCUGAUGUAGAUCUGACGUUGGUUUUGAAAAGACUGUUGCGCUCUGGAAUUUCUGAAUGUAAGGCAUUAUUGGUUCAAGAGUUUAAUAAAUUAAAGAAUAAUGUUACGUAAAAAAUGUUCCAUUGUUUUUUAAUCUAACAUUCAUUAGUUAUUAAGAGAGAAAAAAUGACUAUAAGAUGUAUAAAGGAGGUAUUGUCUUAUGUAAAUAAAAAAAAGUAUUUUUAAUGUUUUUUUUGUUUAACAAUGUUAAUAUAAUGGCAGCUCAAAAAAACAAAACAAAAUGGAUUGAAGCAAAUGUUCAUUAAAGUUUGGCUCUUUAAUUUUUUAAAUUGGAUUCUGAUGCUUUGAGUCCCAGUAAAAUUGUUGGCUUAAAUGUAAAUGUCAUUAAUCUCUCCAAUAAUUAGCAAUAGAACAAUUAACUUGUAAUGCCAGUAUGGGUUCUUUACAGCUGUUUCAAAAAUUUUGUGAAUAUUAAUCUUAAUUUUUUUUCUAUGUGGUUAGUUAUUACUCUGAAACACAUUUCUGUCCAAGUUUAAUUAUCUUGGAAGAAAGUGACUUUUUAAAAUCACUUUUUAUUACCCAUAAUGGCAAGUUGUUCUAUGCAAACUGUUCUUUACUUUAUACUCACUAGUUACAAAUUUUCUGUAUUUUUAUGUAAACUUAUUCCAUACAUUAUUUUUACAUAUUCCCUUGUACAUUGAUAAAAUAAAAGAUGUUUUGAUAAGUAAAAA